AUGAAACGUAAAUUACAAGUUCCAAAUUCCGCUUUGGGAGAUUAUUCAGCUCUGUUGAAACAUUUAGUGGACGACGUCACGUCAGAUUUAGAAAAAGUAUGGACACUUUAUCUUUGGGUUGUUAGUCAUAAUUUCAGCGAUCCGUCACACGGUAAAUACCCUGCCGGAGAUACACCAAAGGGAUAUCUCAGAUGGAUUCACGACGGAGAAGGAGAUGUUGCAUCCUUCUUUGCUAUUCUAUGCAGACGUGCAAGUAUAAAAUGUGUGAUAAUUGAUGGAAUAAGUAAAGGAGGAGACUACGAAGUAGGUCUGUCGGAACAAGAAUUAGAGAAAAUGAGAGAUCGAUGGAACGCUGUGUACAUAGAUAGAAACUGGAGAUUUGUUCAUCCCUCUUGGGGAUCAAAAGCAUCGGACAAGAUUCGAAAUUAUUUUUUCUUGCCGGAACCAGAAGAGUUUAACACAUGGUGUCGCCCUGAUGACAGACAGUGGCAACUCCUGACGACAAUGGUUACCAUGUCAGAGUUUGCAACUUUCCCAUACUGUACUGCAGAAUUUUUUAUGAUGAAUAUGAAAGUUCUUUCCCCUAAAACCGGAAAGGUUCGAGCUAGAAACGGACAUGUUUUUGUUGAAAUUGCAACAACACGAAAUAUAGGGAAAACGGUUGUAGUCAAGUAUAACUUGAUAGGGAAAAAAUUACUCAAACCAAGGGUAGGCAUGAACGGGCAUGCAGGAGGGGAGUCAACACAAAGGGAAAUGGUUCCUAAAGAAGGGAUCAAUGGGUACGCAGGUGGGGAGUCAACACACAGGGGAUUAAUUACGAGCAGGCUUCAUGAGAUUGAGCAGGAAGGUGAAGAUAAAAAUGAAGAACUCAUAACUCCUUCUGCAUUUCCAACAGACCUCGAAACAUUUGUGUUUAUGUGGAGAAAAGACGCUCAUUUUAUGUUUAAUAUCCAGUUACCAGUAUCGGGUGUAUACCUUUUCUCUGUAGAGGCAGGGCAUAUCAAUCCUGAUUAUUCUGUGUCAGACACGGUGUUAGUCUCAGAAAUAAAAAUAUAUUGUUUUGAUAAUGUUCACGAGGAAGAUAUUGACUUGUUCCCUGACGUACCUGAGAUUGGAUGGGGCGUAACUCCACAUUGUUUGGUACGAGGUAUUCGCCCUAUUUCACAUGUAGACGGUGAAGUAUUUGUUCUUCCAGAUGCUGAUACAACUAUUAGAUUUGAACUUGAUCACGAAUACGAGUUUGAUGUUGAAAUGAUUGGUGCAAAUUUUGCUGAUGAUUUACAAAAAUACGUCAGUCAUGAUGUACAUAAUAAAUUAUUAACUAUCAAAGUUCGAAUCCCUGGAGAAGGACACUAUGGACUCAAAAUACACGCAAAGGGUGGUGAUGACGUGGACUUUGUCAAUGUGUGCAAUUAUUUUCUGGUUUUCAACAAGAUAUCAUCCAACAUUGAGAAAUUUCCUAAAAGAAUGCUGAGAGAAAAAUUGGAAAGAGCAACUGAUGGUGAUGAAAGGCAUAGGUUAAAGGAAGCGUUAGAUGACUUUAUACUCCACAAUGUACCUGAUAGAGGGGAAGUGAAGAAAGCUAAAGACAAAAUAGGCUUCUUCGAUGAUAAAAAGGCAUUAAGUGAUGCCAUCAAACGGAAAAAUCCAAAAUACCUACAGAAAUCAAUACAAGACGCUAAAAAAUCCAAAUUUACUGAAGAGUUAGAAGAUGACAUAAAACGAGCAGAACUAAUGUUAACUAAAUUGAAUAGAAUGGAAGGUUACCUACAUCCUAUCGCAAAGUUGCAGAAUUCUACCUUGGCAGAAAUACGGUGCUAUACAUGGCCACCUGAAGUAGUUAGGAAUGUACUCGCGGCAGUAUACGUAUUGUUAGGAGAGGACUAUGAAUAUCUUCAGGAUUGGGAUUACAUUCAAAGCUUACUAGCCAAAGUUGGAAAAGAGGGUUUGAAAAACAAAGUUUUAAAUCUUGAUAUGGAAACUGUUCCCCAGCGGCAAGUAGAUCUUGCUGAUAUCAUUAUUGAUCCACACAAACUAGAUGAGGCAAGAGAGGCCAGUACUGGAACGGCAGCAUUGUAUCAAUGGGUAAAUAAUAUAUGUACAGAGAAAAAAAGCCAACAGACAUCUGUUAAUUCCAGUAGUUAUGGGGACAACAAAAAUAGAAAAUUAAAAGUUAAAUACCCACAGAAGGAUACGGGUAAAUCUGGGCAAUAUGAUAGUGGAAAAUUUGGACAAUAUGGUUCUAUGAAAGGAAGGCAGUACGAAGUAACAUCAGGAGGGCAAAACGGCAAGGCAAAAAUGAAUAAUCUCGCCAAAGGAAAAGGAGGACAGUAUGAUAACAGACAUGAUACUAACAGAAAAUCCAACGACCGAAAGGACACAAAACAAGCGCACGAACCUAUAUCACCACAGCAUCGAUUUCAGAAGUCGGAUAAAAAAAGUAAUAAUAUCUUAGGAAUGAUUAUUGUAGACGAAAGGUCAUCAUCAAAAUCAAAAUCACCGAACAGCAAGGGUUCACCAACACAUAAGUCACCAUCAUCAAAGAAUGCUUCACCUAUGCAGAAAAAUAUUUCACCAGCACAGAGAUCUCUAGCCAGUAAAACCAUAUCACCAGCUAGUAAAAACGUUUCACCAGCUAGUAAAAAUGUUUCCCCAGCCAGUAAAAAUAUUUCUCCAGCCAGUAAAAACCUUUCCCCAGCACACAGAUCUCCUGCCAAUAAAUAUGUAUCACCGACAGAAAAAUCUCCUUCAAACAGAUCACCAAAUCAGAAAUCUCCAUCCCAAAAAUCACUAGCGGAAAAAUCACCAGCUGAAAAAUCACAGGGUAAUCGAUUCCACGUGAUCAAAUCGGACUCUCAGAAAUCACCACCUAUUGUACCACCAUCAGAUUCGCCACCUCAUCGAUCACCUCUACAACGACCUCCUCACGAUGAAGUCCUCACACCUAUAGGAUUAUCUCCAGUGCCUCAGUCGGAUGAAGAGACUUUCAACAACUUUUCGCCGAUUUCACCAAACGAGAAAUAAAAGAUAACCUAUAGAAUGUUUGAAACUCUACAUAUAACUACAGGCAGCAAAAGAAAAAUCCAAACUUUAUAAUUCGUAUACAUAAAACCAGCAUUAUCAAGUUUUAAGAGUUGGAGUCCACAAUUGAUCACAAUGCAACUCACUUGCCGAUUUCAUGAGGUUGUAACAUGCAACUAAACAUUGCUUGUCAUUAGUAUCAAACUUUUGAAUG
Mytilus trossulus (common blue mussel) is the source of this 3235-nucleotide messenger RNA. RefSeq lists its product as uncharacterized. The record is from RefSeq and is a predicted model, not a curated record. Bases 1 to 3024 code for a protein of 1007 amino acids. The transcript has 8 exons. NCBI's taxonomy places the organism in Eukaryota, Metazoa, Mollusca, Bivalvia, Mytilida, Mytilidae.